CGAUUGUCUAAUCCCUGUCGGAACAACUCAGUCCACUGUGUCGAUAUUUGGCGAUUGGCACGAGAGGGAUCCAGUAUAAAAAUUGAGACAGCCAUGUCCAGAGUCCUAUACGUGCACCCUCUUCGAGCACAGGGACACUUCGUAUUCGCCAUGGCGCAGAAAUACCCCAUCCCUGUCGCUGAGCAGUUCCUGGGCAUAGCCUGCAAUUGUGUCGGCUGUGGGCCAGGAGGUAGUACGUCCAUGCUCGCCCGAGUUGCGAUCGUUGACUACCGGGGCCAGACUGUAUAUUACACAUACGUGCAGCCCACCAUGACGGUGUCUGAUUAUCGCACAGGUACCACGGGAAUCGAGCCCAGCAAUCUAGAACCCGCUAAUGGCGCUCUGCCUUUCAACGAAGUACAACAACAAGUCGCGAACCUGAUACGGACCAAAAUUCUCAUUGGGCAUUCGCUCUGGCAAGAUCUAUCCGUGCUAGGGAUACCUCACCCUGCCGUUGCGACUCGCGACGUUGCCCUCUAUCAGCCGUUCCGGAAUUCAUUGCGUACACCUAACCAGGUGGUCGGUCUGCAGACUCUCAUGUGGCACCUCAUGCGCAGACGCAUCCAAGAGGGCAAGAUAGACGCUUUGGAGAACGCACGCGCCGCAAUCGAUCUGUACAGGUCGUCUGCGAAUGAGUGGGAGGCUUCCAUCUCGAAGGGACAGUGGCCUACAGUUCUUCCGCCAAGUACCUUCUCGCGGUGCUAUUUGUGA
Molecule: messenger RNA, 750 nt
Organism: Laetiporus sulphureus 93-53
Lineage: Eukaryota; Fungi; Basidiomycota; Agaricomycetes; Polyporales; Laetiporaceae
Product: ribonuclease H-like protein
Exons: 5
Coding region: 94-750 (218 amino acids)
Biological process (GO): rRNA processing
Cellular component (GO): nucleus
Molecular function (GO): nucleic acid binding; 3'-5' exonuclease activity
Source: RefSeq, a predicted model, not a curated record